Rotaria sordida is the source of this 360-nucleotide messenger RNA. The record is from the annotation of a GenBank genome assembly. Lineage: Eukaryota; Metazoa; Rotifera; Eurotatoria; Philodinida; Philodinidae.
AUGAACGCAUGGAUACAAAGUACGAAACAAGAAAUACAAAUGAAAAUUAAUCAAAUUCUUCCAGGAUCAGAUUGGCAAAAAUCCAUUCAAAACAAUGAAGAAACAAAUCGAAAAUUAUUGAUGACCAACGUCAAAUUUCUUAAAUGUGAUAUUUAUCAACAUUUAUGUGAAGACUUAAAAACUUCUCCGAAUAAUCAAAUCUUGAUACAAACAAUCACAUUUUUGCCAGGAAUUAAGAAAAAUAAUGUUAGUAGUAACGUUAUUCAAGAUGAUUAUGUACCAUCGAUUAAAGAAUUAACAGAAAAAUUUAAUUAUACUAUUGGAAUAGCUUUGACUCGUAUGGAAAUAUGGGUUGAAUAA